Molecule: messenger RNA, 597 nt
Organism: Sporisorium graminicola
Lineage: Eukaryota; Fungi; Basidiomycota; Ustilaginomycetes; Ustilaginales; Ustilaginaceae
Exons: 1
Coding region: 1-597 (198 amino acids)
Source: RefSeq, a predicted model, not a curated record
AUGUCGACCACCAACUCGAUGGCGGCGGCAGGCUCGACCUCCACACACCCUUCCAUCGCAUCCAGCGCCCCGUCAACAUCCAAAAACCAGCUCUACUCGCUCGCCUCGCGCGUACCGCUCAUCAAAUCUCCCUCUGUCUCCCUACCCAAACCCAUCAAACUCCCGCCGGAUCUGCACCCUUUGCCCGCUGAUAUCUCUGCCUACUUUGUCUAUCCUUUCAGCCUCGAAUCGUACGUCCUGGAUCCGAACACGCCCAGCUCGGCCACCGUGGACCAGCUGCUGGCCAAGCACCAGCAGUAUCUCGAGGCUAGGCAGAGGCAGAAGGAGGACCAGCAGCGAGAGAUGCUGAGAAGGGUAGCGCCGGGAUGGCAUGGUGACGUAUUGCUACCAACGACGAGCAAUAGCGGCGCGGCGAUGAGGGAGGCGCAACCGAUGGAUGCGUCAGCGGCGGCGGUGGUGGCAGGGCCAAAGGAUCCGCAGCAAGCAGAACCGCUUCCGCAAGAAAGAACGCCCUUGGACGAUCUGGCUGAUCACCUGGCUCAACUCGACGCUCUGAAUGCUUCUGGUGCGCCACCUAGCUCGCAUCAGUAUCAUUAG